AACUCAUCCAUCAAAGGCUCAAAGCCGUCGUCUCCGAGGAGCAUCUUCCUCCACCCUGCCCCCCACCACCGCCACGGCCGCUCUCUCCUCCGUCCUCCCUCUCCGUCCGUCCAUCGGCCGCGACCCGCGACAAAAAAAAAAAUUGCCUGGAGCCUUUCCUUUUCGUGGAUCCCUUCCACUUCCCCACGAGGCAACCAGCCAGCGCUAAUUCCAUUCCUUAAUUGCCAAUGGCGACCGCUUGGGCCAGUACGGCCUUGCCGCGGGCGCCUUGGGAUAAACUCCGCGGCAAGGAAGGCACCCGGUGCCGCCUUAAUAGCCUCUUCAGUCUUCCCCCCGUGGCAGCUCUGGUCCCGCGGGUUGUGGUAGGGCACCGCCAUGGGUGGUCUUGCUGGCCCUGGCUUCGUGCUGCUUUCAUGGGUGCUUUUCUCCCCCUGCCUCUUCUCAGUGGAUGGGCUGUCCAAGGUGAGGGCUGUUAACUUGGGAGGAUGGCUGGUGGUUGAAGGGUGGAUUAAGCCAUCACUUUUUGACGGGAUUCCAAAUGGGGAUAUGCUAGAUGGGACUCAGGUGCAGCUCCGCUCUGUUGUGUUGAAUAAAUAUGUUAGUGCAGCCAAUGGGGGUGGUUCAAAUGUGACAGUGGACCGUGAUGUGGCCUCAACAUGGGAGACAUUUAGGCUUUGGAGGGUGUCAGAAAAUGAAUUUCAGCUUCGAUCUCUUGGAGGUGAAUUUUUGACAUCAAACAGUGAAGAUGGUUUGAUCUUGGCAACAGCAAGGGAACCAUUGUCCACUGAGACUUUCUACAUCGAAAGGAAUGAUGAAAGUGUCCAUAUCAAACUUCUGAAUGGAGGCUAUGUGCAAGCAACAAACGAUCAUCUGCUUAUUUCCACUAAUCAAUUCCAACCAGGAUGGGAUAAUAAUUUAGCGACAUUUCAAUUGGUGAUUGUUGCCAAUAACUUGCAUGGAGACUACCAGCUUGCGAACGGUUAUGGUUAUGAGAGGGCGAAGAUGGUCUUAGAAGAGCACAGGACAAGUUUCAUAACAGCAAGCGACUUUGAUUUCCUAUCUCGACAUGGAAUUAACACUGUGAGAAUUCCUGUCGGAUGGUGGAUAACACAAGAUCCAUUUCCACCAUCUCCAUUUGUAGGAGGGUCUUUGGCAGCUCUGGACCUAGCAUUUUCAUGGGCACAAUCUUAUGGUUUGAAAUGUAUAAUCGAUCUCCAUGCUGCUCCUGGUUCUCAAAAUGGAAUGGAACACAGUGCGAGCAGGGAUGGUUCCGUAGACUGGCCCUCACCUGAAUAUGUCUCGCAAACAUUAGAAGUUAUUGAUUUCCUGGCGACAAGGUAUGGAGGCCACCCUUCCCUUUUGGGCAUUGAGCUUCUGAACGAACCUUCUGCAGCUACCGUUCCUUUAGAUGUUCUAGUGUCCUACUAUACGAGGGGUUACCAAAUUGUGAGAAACCAUUCAACAACUGCAUAUGUUAUUCUCUGCCAAAGAAUCGGAAAUGCAGACCCAAUCGAACUGUUUCAAGCUGGUAUUGGUCUUUCAAAUGUCGUAGUUGAUUUACACUACUACAACUUGUUCGAUCCGUACUUUGCCAGCAUGAACUCCACUCAGAAUAUUGAAUUUAUUUACAAGAAUAGAGCACCACAAUUGCAAGCUCUUAGGGACACAAAUGGGCCUCUUCUCUUCAUUGGUGAAUGGGUUAAUGAAUGGGACGUGCAAAAUGCAUCUCAGUAUGAGUACCAGAAGUUUGGCAGAGCUCAGUUGGAUGUUUAUGCGAACGCCACCUUUGGGUGGUCAUAUUGGACACUGAAAAAUGACAGGAUGCAUUGGGACUUCGAGUGGAAUAUUCGGAAUAAGUACCUCCUGUUCAGUGCUUCAUCCCUGCUGAAGACGCCAAGCUUCCUUCUCCUGCUAGCACUUGGAUGGGGAACUUGCCUCACCAUCAUGCCAAGAUAACCUGGAACAUCCUGGAGGACAUGCCAGGGGCACUCUUGUCCCGCUGCCGUUUUGCCAUGUCCCUUCUCCUCCCUGCGUUCACGUCAGCAGGCAAGAUAUUCAUUUGUGUACAGGGUGCCGACGAUAGAAUUGUUCUUUUUUCCCGACGCACUUUGGUUGUUGUAAUUGCCAAUCGAGCAGAGCACCAUUGUUCAGUACAGUACAGUUCAGGAUGGAGACAGUCGCGUUGGGCCUCUCAGAAA
Messenger RNA from Panicum virgatum (switchgrass), 2198 nucleotides. Its product is annotated as probable glucan 1,3-beta-glucosidase A. The coding region runs from base 376 to 1956 and encodes 526 amino acids. Gene Ontology annotation, molecular function: actin filament binding; hydrolase activity, hydrolyzing O-glycosyl compounds. Gene Ontology annotation, biological process: cell migration; carbohydrate metabolic process; establishment or maintenance of cell polarity. The transcript has 10 exons. Gene Ontology annotation, cellular component: actin cytoskeleton; cytoplasm. The record is from RefSeq and is a predicted model, not a curated record. NCBI's taxonomy places the organism in Eukaryota, Viridiplantae, Streptophyta, Magnoliopsida, Poales, Poaceae.